CUGUACGUCCAAACGAUCUAAGCCUAAUUUCUUACUCACGUCGUGUGUAAAGCAAUCUAGCCCAGCAAUGACCCGUAAAUGUAUUCUAUCGACAUGUCAGCUAAACCAGUGGGUGCUCGACUAUGACGGUAACCGCGAGCGGAUCAUCCAGGCCAUCAAGGCAGCAAAGGCAGCCGGUGCCACUCUUAUCUUGACCCCAGAACUCUGCAUACCAGGCUACGGCCUGCUCGAUCACUGGCUUGAGAAUGAUGUCUAUGCCAACUCGUGGGACAUCGUUGCGGAGAUCAUCACCAAUCCGGAGUGUCAAGACAUCGUUGUUGAUCUAGGCCUACCCGUCCAGCACCGCAGCUGCAGCUACAAUGCCCGCGCCAUCGCGCUCAAUGGCGAGAUCCUGGCCAUCCGCCCGAAGUUGGACCUCUGUAAUGACGGCAAUUUCCGCGAGAUGCGGUACUUUACCCCCUGGCCGCGAGGGCGUGUGGAGGAUUACGUGCUCCCAGACGUGAUUCAAGCCCUGCCGAAGAAGCAGCGGCGGUGUCGGAUUGGCGAGGUGGCGUUCGAGGCCUUAGACGGCACGUUUGCAUCUGAGACUUGUGAGGAGCUCUGGACGCCGAAUUCGCCGCAUUCGCUGUACAGUCUCGCUGGAAUCGAGAUUGUGCUGAACUCGAGUGGUAGUCACCACGAGAUACGGAAGCUGGACACGAGGAUCAACCUUAUCAAAGAAGCUACUGCGAAGACGGGAGGCGUGUACAUGUACUCUAACCAGCGUGGCUGUGAUGGCGAUCGGCUCUAUUACGAUGGGUGUGCGAUGAUCAUGAACUCCGGUCACGUGCUGGCCCAAGGCUCACAGUUCUCGCUGCGAGAUGUAGAGGUAGUGACGACGAUGGUAGACUUGGACGAGAUUUGGCCGUUCCGGACGUCGCGGAGUAGAGGGUUGCAAGCUAAUGAUCCAGCGGUGCAUCGUAUCGAGCGGAUUCAAGUCGACUUCCGGCUUUGCGGGAAAGCGUUACAGCUGAACCCGAGAGCGCAACUGACUGAAUCUAUGGAGCCACGAUAUCACCUACCCGAGGAAGAGAUCGCGCUGGGUCCUGCAUGCUGGAUGUGGGACUAUCUGCGCCGGUCACGCGCGAAAGGCUACCUCGUUCCCUUGAGCGGUGGCAUAGACAGCUGUGCCACAGCAACUAUAACGUACAGUAUGUGCAGACUUGUUGUCGCGGAGAUAGCGGCAGGGAACGCAGAGGUGAUAGCGGACGCUCAGCGCCUUUGCGAUGACCAAGAUCCGCGAGGACUUACAGCAGAGCAAUUUUGCAACAAGAUCUUCACGACCGUGUACAUGGGCAUGAAAGAGCAAUCUUCGAAAGAAACGAGGACUCGCGCCGUUGACCUCGCCGCCGCAAUCGGCUCAAAUCACAUCGACACGAACAUCGAUCCCAUGGUACAAGCUCUGCAUGGCGUUGUGACGGACAUACUGCACCCUUUCGAACCUAAAUUCAAGGUGUACGGCGGCUCGCAGACGGAGAACCUCGCCUUGCAGAACUUUCAGUCCCGCUCACGCAUGGUGCUGGCGUACGCUCUCGGACAGCUCGUACCCAAAUCUCGAGGGAGUGAAGGCGGCCUGUUAAUCUUAGGAUCCGCAAACGUGGAUGAGUGUUUGCGCGGGUACCUGACCAAGUACGAUUGCAGCUCGGCAGAUAUCAAUCCAAUUGGUGGCAUCUCGAAGACAGACUUGAAACGCUUCAUCAAGUGGGCUGAGACCGACUUCGGCCUGCCAGUGCUUCGACAGUUCCUAGACGCCGUACCCACCGCAGAGCUCGAACCGAUAACGAAAGACUACGUCCAGUCCGACGAAGCGGAUAUGGGCUUUACGUACGACGAACUUUCGGUCCUGGGCCGACUGCGCAAGUCUUUCAAGCUCGGGCUUGUGGGCAUGUUCCAGCGCUUAGUCGUCGACUGGAGCGAUCGAGUGAAGGCGGACGGUGAGCGCAUGACGCCGACGGAUGUGUACUGGAAGGUCAGAAACUUCAUGUACUACUAUGCGGUCAACCGGCAUAAGAUGACCACGAUGACACCCGGACUGUAUCUGGAAAGCUAUACGCCGGAUGACAAUCGGUAUGAUUUGCGGCCAUUUCUGUAUCCGAGAUUCGCGUUUGAGCAUCGCAAGGUGGAGAGUAUGUUGAAAGUGAUGGAGGAGGGACAGGCGGGACUCGUCAAUGGAGCGUGAGCUGAUUCGAAAGCAAAGGGGACAAGGAUAUGCCGUACAGCCGCUGUGCGAUAGUGAUGGCUAUCGUC
This is a messenger RNA of Baudoinia panamericana UAMH 10762, 2286 nucleotides long. RefSeq lists its product as uncharacterized. The transcript has a single exon. Gene Ontology annotation, molecular function: NAD+ synthase (glutamine-hydrolyzing) activity; glutaminase activity; ATP binding. The coding region runs from base 68 to 2218 and encodes 716 amino acids. Gene Ontology annotation, cellular component: cytoplasm. Gene Ontology annotation, biological process: NAD+ biosynthetic process. Lineage: Eukaryota; Fungi; Ascomycota; Dothideomycetes; Mycosphaerellales; Teratosphaeriaceae. The record is from RefSeq and is a predicted model, not a curated record.